Messenger RNA from Hylaeus anthracinus, 4571 nucleotides. RefSeq lists its product as uncharacterized. The record is from RefSeq and is a predicted model, not a curated record. Bases 1396 to 3087 code for a protein of 563 amino acids. The transcript has 2 exons. NCBI's taxonomy places the organism in Eukaryota, Metazoa, Arthropoda, Insecta, Hymenoptera, Colletidae.
UAGGGAAUAAAUACUUAGGUAGAGAAUAAAUACAAAAAUAAAAUGCAUUUAGGAUUUAUUCUAAAGCUUAACUCUAACUUAAAAUUUAAUCCUUUGAUUCAGUGGGGAAUUAUAAACUGAACCUACAGCUCUAUCAAAAUAAAUAUCACACAUCCUCUGCAAACGUUCACGAAGAUUUCCUCAAUAGCAACAUUCAGAGACAGACUUUUCGACACCCUUUCUCUCUACUCUCCUAUCCUUAUCACUCUCACAACUACAUUUCGCAAUUACGUCCACCCUUACACAAAAGUACCUUCCAGUACCAUUGUCAAGGCCCCGUAAAAAAAAUGCAUACAUUCCCCCCCUUCCAACCCUCCUCGAAGCUUCCCAGUCUCGAGGUUCCCCAAUUAACCUAAAAUCCGUGCAUCGUCGCGCGGGCAAGAACGAAUUGCCAAGCGUACGAGCCGUUUCCUCCCGCGAAAACGAUCGCGACAAGAGCUGCCAAACUCGCCUCACGUCUCGGCGGAAUAGAAAUAUCGAAACGCGCGGCGCGUAGCCGCGGACGUUAGACGAUAUCGGGUCAUUAGGGCGAGCCGAUGACAACGAUCGUCAAUCGUUGCCUGGUCGAUAAUCGUUCGCGCGAACGGUUCGCCGAUUGGGAAACCCGGGCCAGCAGCGGCGUUAAUUAGCGGUCGUGUGAUCGAUGGCGACGCGUACGAUGCAUUAAGGACAGGGAUUCGCGUCCAGGGACAUUCGGGCUAACUUUAGCCUUAGCCUGGUGGCCGCGGAGCAACGGGGCCGAGUCGAAGUCUGCGUUACGUCGACAUAACGAGCCGAACGGCCACCAGUUUGCCCCGGUGUUCGAACGGUUUUGCCCGCGUAAAAUAAAACAGUCAUCCGGCAUCCUCACCGGCGCAUGGACAAGCCGAUAAUCAUCGAUCGGAGGAUAUAUCUCGGCCGCGAGGAGAACAUCCGCCCUAACGAAUUUAUGUUUCUAACCGAGACCUGAAACAGUGGCGAGGCGUACGUGUCGCUUAACCGUGGAGAAGUGGACGUCGCGUGGGUGGUGGGUGUGCCCACCGUAGGAUCGCGUUAACCGUCUCUCGCCCGCGCUAGCUCCUUUCCGUGACGUCAGCCCGUUAGAGGAUCACCCCCGUGUGACGCGAGAGACUGCUCGAGGUCGCUUCAUGGACCGUCCCCGCGCUCCGAUCGGGUUCCCGUCUCUCCUCGACGUCGAGGAGCCCGCAUUGGUCCCUGUCGCUCCUCCGCAACGAAUCCUCCUCGUCCUUCGAAUCCGUCAGGAAGAUCGAUGAACCCGGGACGACGACCCGGACGAACGCCGCGUGGACGUGUGGCCAGUGAUCCGUGCCGAUUUCCAUCCUCGAUGACAGUUUGAUAGGUCGACGAAUCGUAAUUAUGGGUCUGAUGCUGUCGGUGCUGAUAGGGUGCGCGGGUAUGCUGGAGCUGCUCGCGUGGCUCCGACGCGUCACCGACAGCGUGGUGAUCACCAUCGACCAACCCGCCACCCCGUGCCUCUCGUAUCACGAGACGAACGAUAACGCGAGCACCCACGACUCCAUCUGCAGCUACAGCCACUCGAGCGACGCCAAGCUGCCCCGCGGCGUCCGUCACAAGCUGGAGAACCUGCACGAGUACAGCCUGAGAAUCCGAGCCCAGCUGCGCUCGAAAGACAAGAACUUCGAUUACGGGUCCGAGUGCAGCUUCCCGGGAGACUACCUUCUGGGAUCGAGACUCACGCCCGACUCGAGAUUUAGCCCCGAUUUCGAGUACCUCGUCAGAGAAAGCGAGAACGAGCAAGCCGACUCGAGGAGGCUGGAACUGGAGAACGACUACGAGAAACUCGAGUACGAAAAAUUCGAGAGGGAGACGUCCUACGAGGACGCCGAGACCCAACGAGUCGAGAACAGCUCGAGAGAUCGACCCCUGUCCGUGACGAACCCCGAGCCGGAUAAAUACUUCAGGGUACCAACGCCGAUACCGAUCGAUGUCGAUGACGACGAGUACGCGGGCUCCGGGGCGUCCAGCGACCUCGGCACGUCGUUCGAUAACGACUCCGGAAACGAGGCCCCUACCAAGAAGUCCUUCGAGCCAAUUCCCGGGAUCGAUCGAUACGCGAGCCCUUCCGGGUCCUCUAGAGACGAGUCCGACGACCGCGACAAUCUCUUCAAGAAACCUUUCGGAAAGUCUCGCUCCAGGUCGCCCGACCCCGCGAGGUCACAGAGAUCCAGUCAGUUUAUCGAUGUUGAAAGGGACCAAGAGGGUCCUCCUCGGGGACCGAGCCAGAGGAAGAGAGGCGGCAAGUCCUCCAGCACCAUCGUGAGGAAACCCACCAGGCUGAAGUCGAAGAACGCGGAGGUGAGCAAGUCGGCGGAGAAUCUGACCUCGAGGAAGUCCAAGCGACACCGCGAGCCGGAGAGGCGGAAGUCGGACAUCUCCGGGGCGACGUUCAGGGAUGAGUGGACUAAUACUUCGCCUCCGGGUAGUCCCGCGUCGUUGUCCAGGUCCGAGAGCCACAAGAGCGUGUCUGUUCAAGUGCAAACCAGUUUUGAGGAGAUACUGGCGCGCGACGAGGAGCUGGAUGAUUCGGAGAGGUUCGUCGUGGGACUGUCGGAGAGCAAGAGAGACCUUUCGUCGCGGGAUCGUUUCAACAGGAGGUCCGUUUUUAAGAACAGACGAUUCGGUGGUUCGGGAUCCAGGGACAGGGUCGCCGAGAACGGAUCGAGCGAUCGCUCCGCUGUGACGAACGCCACCGCCUCUGUUGAGGCGCUCAAGGAUACGACCAGGCUGCUGAAAAUAUCUAGCUUCGAGGAAGCGGAGGUGGACGAUUACGAGAGAAUACGAGACAUACUGGCCACUGAUAUCGACGCGAAGGAGGCUGAAAAGAGGAAGGGGUCCAGGUCUGUGUCCUCGUUCGACGACGAACAGGAUUACUGGGACGCCGAGGAUGUGAGUGCGGGAAACGCCGGACCCAUACAGUACACGAUACCGGAUCCCGAUCGAAACAAAGCUUUCUGGGUAAUCACGUCGGCCAAUGAAGAUCCUCCCGUCUCCUUCCGAGCCGUACUCGUUGUCACUCACAUUUUGUAGCUCACAGUCCUCGGAAACUGACCGGGGAUGGGAUCGAGUUCUGUUGAAUUUUUAGCAGCGUGCUCGGAUCGAUUAGACUCUUUAAUUCCUUGCUCUAUGAUUUACUCUGAGACUGUUCGCUGAACGAAUCGAUUAACUCCAAUUUUUUGAAAAGUCUGAAAUUUAAAACGUUGAUCGCCAUCGUCAUAUAUGGACGACAGUGAUUCUUACACAAUGCAAACAAUAUGCAUGAAUAUAAAAUUGAUAGAAUAUAAAAUAGAAAGUAAAGUUCGUAUUGUAAUAUUUGCAGAGUGAAAAUGCAGAAUUCCUAUUUAGGUUCAAUUUUUAUAGCCACGUUCGCGAAGAUUUUAUUUUAUAUAAAGAUAUGCAGUCUAGUUGUAUGUCGAAGAAAAGGAAUUUCGAUGAAGUUACGAAUAUAAAUACCACAGUAACUAUUUAAUUACAUACUUUCCAGUAGUUAGUACAUAAAGUUUAAUCACAGUAGAAAUUUUUAAGAGUAUUAGAUUAGACGGUAUUAUAUUAGUCUGGCAUAUUUUGAUAUAAUCACUUUUCUGAAUAAUAAAAAUUAGCAUCAUUUAAUGACAAAAUUUUGUUGGCCAUUGAAUUAUAAAUAAUUUAUUUCGGAGUCCAUUUUGGUGAAUUUUGAAAGAACAUUGAAUUGCCUUGAAGUUACAAAAAUAAAUCCCACAGUAAAUGUUUAAUUAAGUAAUUUCCAAUAGUCAGUAAAUAGAAUUUAAUCACAGUAGAGAUUUUUAAGAGUAUUAGUCUAGCAGCCAAUGUCUUAAGUGUCAAUGUACUUGGUUUACCGUUAAACGACAAAAGUUUGUUGGCCACUGAAUUAUAAAUAAUUUAUUUUGGAGGUCAUUUCGAUCGCAUUUCUCAACUUUUUGUUUUAUGGAGUUAAUCGAUUUGUGCAGUAAACGAGUAGUAGUCCUGGAUUCGAGUGAUCAAUAAUUCGAGUAGAAUUCGAAUAUUCGAGUAUUCUAAUAGUAAAGUUCCUUGUGCACGAUUGUACGACGUGCUUGACUCGUACUUGUUCACGUUCGACUCGAAUUCCUUCGAUCACGUGUCUCACGCGUUGUCAUAGAAAGGGCUAAAGGGUUAAGGAAUUUUCUUAUACUUUCUACGAAUUAUAAUUAAUAAAUUCAAACCCCAAUCUAGACUUCAUCUGGGUAGUCGAAUCUACUUGAAUUCGUGAGUAAUUAUUACACUCGAUCCCAUCUCUGGUUCGAAAACCAUAACACAUACAACUCACGAUAUGUUACUCCUACUCGUACUCAACCCACUGGAUCAGUUAAUAGCAUGCACACAGUGUUAAUAGUGUAAUUAUACUCCUACUCGAAGAUGCAAUGCAAGGAAUGGGAUUAAGUGUUACUUAAUAUCAUUGAGUACCACGAACCCCUUAGAAAAACCAGAAAAAAUAUAUCUACGCCCUCGGCGGGAUUCGAAUCCCGGUCAAUUUGGUAGAAGUCCAGAGCAUUACU